Molecule: messenger RNA, 1833 nt
Organism: Suillus clintonianus
Lineage: Eukaryota; Fungi; Basidiomycota; Agaricomycetes; Boletales; Suillaceae
Product: phosphatidylinositol-glycan biosynthesis class S protein
Exons: 6
Coding region: 40-1617 (525 amino acids)
Biological process (GO): attachment of GPI anchor to protein
Cellular component (GO): GPI-anchor transamidase complex
Source: RefSeq, a predicted model, not a curated record
CGAUGUUGUUGUUGCUCGGAGGCUCUGUUAAGUACUACGAUGAACUCUGCUGCUUUCGCGAGCUCUGGCUUCAAGGAUCCUCGGAAACUUAGCUUCGAAAGAGACUGGAUCCGUAGAGCAGUCUUGGCCUCAUAUUGGAUCAUCAUUAUUCUCGCUUUCCCGUUCUGGUGGCAUUUGACGAGUAUCGAGAGACUUGCACUUCCAACCAGUCAAAUACGAGCACUAGUUCAAAACAACAUCGUAUUCCCUAUCACUGUUCAUUUUGAUGCGUCCAUUAUCCAACAAAAUACCAACCUAAUCUCUCAAGUUCAUACAUCACUUCAUGAUUCUGCGAUAAAUGAACCUGGAAGGUGGAGGGGCGUCGACCUUCGCCUACAAGACAGAAAUGAUGAAGUCACCGAUAAAAUAUCUAGCCUAUAUACAGUUGCUCUUGGUGAACAGACCUCAAUUGCCCAUUCAAGACACUUGCGGGUGAGCAAGACCGACGCGCAGUCAGGUGAGUCAAGGAGAGUGGGUUGGUUUGAAAUGCAUUCGACUGCUCUCACACUAGCAACAAGAUUAAGCUCUAUAUUGUCCGACCUCAUCGCCCCUCCAGAGUCGAGCACUUCACAUUCACAGCGCGUCGUUCAAUACUCAGAUCACUAUCGUCUCGCUUUCACGCUUCUGAACGAAGACGCAACCCCCAAUCGAUUUGUAGAGACAUGGGAUGUACAAACUGCGCUCGCGGAAUUCAUAUUUCCGCUCAUGUCUCGACUCUCUACUUUGCACAAUUUUACAGUCGAAAGUCAAGUUCAGUAUCAUGCGCCAUUAGCCUUUGAGCCGAAACGCCUGGCAUUUGGUACCACUGAAGCAUCAGGGCUUACUCAGGAGGACUUGACGGUAUUUAUCAACUCUGCCGAAUGGACACUUUCAUCUGGCGUCUCAAAUGAUCCUGUUCUCCAUUUCGUUCUCUUCGUUCCUUCUGAGACCCACUCACCCUUGAAGAUAAUUGACGGCGAAGGUCGUCCAACAAAUCAGAACUCCUUCCUUUUGCCACAAUGGGGCAGCAUUUUCAUCCUCAACAAUGAACUCGAUUCCUCAUCGUUGCAUCUUUCAUAUAACGAUCUAAAACCAGUUUUCCGCAAUUUUGCCACCCAGCUCACUGCUCUUUUAGGCGUGCCACCCGUUCCUCUCGGCCUGAGCAUGGAAGAAAGCUCCGCUCUAUCUGACUGGCAGUUAGAUACUUUGCUCCGGCGUCGUGCAUUGCAGAACGUGCAAGGCAGCCAGGACACAUUACACAGCAUUGUGAAGCUCGUGGAUCAGAUCAAUAACAUGCCUGUUGGGCAAGUGGUACGAGAUGAUGUCCUAGAUGCCCUUGCAUCGCUCCACGAGGCCUAUCGCACCGCCGUGGCCUCGCCGGCGCUUGCUCUACGAUGGUCUAGUAAGGCAUUAUCUAUGGCAUCACGCGCUUUCUUUAAUCCGGGGAUGCUGGCAUUGCUGUACUUUCCUGCUGAACACAAGUAUGCGGUGUACACGCCGCUAUUCGCAUCUAUAUCUGUUCCUCUUGUGGUGGCCUUAAUUCGAGAUUUUAUGGCAUGGAGACGGGGCUCACGGGAUGACGGAAGGCGGCGAGAUUGAUGAUUACGCCUUUUGUUUGAGAGCUUGUUUGUUGCUAGCUAGACUCUUGCCUACUGUAGAAAAUACAUGCAGGGUAAUAAUCCUACAGCAAUGUACGGUAGCUCGUCCGUAGUACAGCAUAUGGAUAUCACAAGUAUGUGAAGCAUUAAAGCCAACUAAAAGCAAUAAGAUAAAGGGGGUGGUCGCUGGGGCCUUGAUGGCGGUGAUUGACGCGAC